Molecule: messenger RNA, 2566 nt
Organism: Vitrella brassicaformis
Lineage: Eukaryota; Vitrellaceae
Source: the annotation of a GenBank genome assembly
AUGUCUGGCGAGGAAAUCCCCGACUGGGCACCACAAGAUGACCCAUCAUGCGCAUUCGCACUCGAUGUUGCCACUGCAGAGUCCGCAGCGGAGGAGGCCGUCGAGUCCAUCAUCCACGAGGGCGGCCGGCUCAUCUACGCCCACUACCUGCAGCGGAAGGCCUUCCCCUUCGCCGCCUCGGCCAUAUGUGACGUGUUGCUGUCGCACGUGGACAUGUGCUUCGUGCGGAUGGACGAGGGCGAGAGAGGCAGGGCAGAGCAGUGGGCGCUCGAGGCCGAGCCGAAGAGGCCGCCCAUCGACACCUGGGCGAGGGGGGCUGUGGAAGUGAGACGGAGGGAAGGCAAGGCGCCGAAAGCAAUUGGAGCGACACAAGACGAAACCACCACGCCUUCAUCCACAAGGUGAGGCGAAACACAUGACGCCAUCACAUCCACGAAUGAGCCUCCCUCCUUGCCUGUCUGUCUGUGUCCAUACAUUUUGCAGGAGCCCCAAGGGCCGGAGGGACAUGCGGGAGAGGGAGAAAGAUGAAGAGGUUCUGGAGACGGAGGAGAAACCGCCUCCACCCGUCACCAUGCCCAUCGAGUGGAGGCCUGGCGCAGGGGUGGAUGGCUGGGUGCGGGGCCGAGACAGCGAAGAAGACGCCCUGAGGGACAUGAAGGAGCGGGAGACCAGGCGGCGGAAGGAUGAGGAGGCCAGGCUCAAGAAGAAGAAGCAAGAGGACGAAGAGGAGCAAGCGCGGCUCGCCAAGCUCAAGGCGGAGCUCAAGCACAAGCCAUACACAUUCGACUCAGAUGGCAAUCUUAUUAUGGUGUCCCCCGUCAUGUCUCCCGAGAGACUGCCGCCGCAGAACGUGGCCGUCAACUACAGAUGGAGGGCCACAGGUGGGUGUCUCCGCCGUACUCCAAAUGAAGUGGGCUGGCUGCACUUGCCUGACUCUCCUUCUCUGUGUUCAUUCAGAGGGCGGUGAUGGUGCCAAGGAGGCGAAGGCGAAGAAGAAUCCCGAUCGGCGAACAGUGGGCAGAGAAGAAGAGAGAAAGGCAGCGGGGGAUGAGGAGGCCGUUCUAGUGCGAAAGUCCAAGAGCCGUCAGCCACCUGCGAUCGAGACAAUGCAGGUGGCCCCUGGGGUCGCUCUGAGCGAGGGGGGCCGCAUGAAAAAGGGUCAAGGCGACAGACAGCACUCACACGAGGCAGACAGACACCUAUGGGAUGGGCAAAUAUCCUCUGGACGCACUUAUAUGUGUGCACCUCUGCAGGUCCCGAGCCUUCCCCGGACCCCCGGCAUCUAAGCCGGAAGGAUUAUGAGCGUCUGGUUGAGUCCUUCGCUAAUAUGUCGAGUUCUCUGCUGCCGUCCUCUUUCCAGCCCAUCGCGUCUGUGGCAUCGCCGCUGAUGGAGUCUAUCGCGGAGGAACAGGUGCCGGUGGGAAUGGAGAGCUGGCAGGAGACCGCUGCUGAGAGCGCGUCGCCGGUCAGAAGAGAAAUCAAUCAGGGCACCCACAUGCACAGUAUGUCAUUGCCUCCCCAUCUUGUAGACUGCGAGUGUGCGGAUUGCUGAGCCGGCUCCAGAGGGGGCGGCGGAGGUGAGAAAUCCGGGAAUCCAAGAUGCGGUUGGCAUCAACUGUCGUGUGCCGGUGUGCCUGGCAGGCAACAGUGGCUGCAGCACAGGCCGCCUCCACUCUUGACCGUUUCAACGCAGCCAUAGUCAAUGCCAAAGACUGGGGAGUGAACCCACCAGCAAAGGGUGCGACAUCCAAAGGAAUGUGUGACGUACGCCACGCGUCUCGCUUCUGACAUGUGUGGGUGCAGGCAGCAAGAAGACUCAGCCUUCUGUUCCGACAGACCUCAGCAACACCCAAUUUGUCAAACUGAAAAAAGAUGGUCAGUAAGCGUUCGGGGAGAGAUGGGACUGAGGCGCGGCGCAGACGGCUGUGUUGGUUGAUGUGAUGCAUGACAGCCUUGGGAGACAUCAAACGAAGGCUCAGGGACCGGUACGAGUGUACAAAAACGCAACGCACAGUGCACCCGGCAACUAGACACACACACACACACACACACAGAGAGAGAGAGAGAGAGAGAAUGCUGGCUGCCUCUCUGUGUGGUCAGUUCCAAUGAACACUCUGGCCCCUUCAAGCACCAGCCCCCGCCUCCCCCCGGCGCGGCCAGGUCCCACCCCACUGUCGCAGAGAUGCAGGAGAGGUUCUUCCUCCCACACAUCGGUGGCCAGCCAGGGGAGGAGACGGCACACACUUCAGUACGCAGCGCGGCGCCCUCACCCGAUCUGGGGCUGCCAAUUGGGGGCGAAGGAGCGAGGAUGUCGCCGCCGAUGGUCGCUGGGAGAGGCAAGGGGUGAGACAGCAAGCGCAUAUCCCCCUGCUGCCAGGCCUCCUUAUAAGUGUUUGGUUUGUUUGUCUGUGUAGGCGUGGUGGCAUCAAGACCAACAAUCCCGAGCUGGCAAGGCGGCUGCUUGCUGGCACAUCGCAGUGAAGUAGCAUAGCAUGGCCGGGACGGACGUGCGAUUGCAUUACACUGUCUUGUAAAAUGGACUCACUUGGACUUUGUAUGGUAUGUG